Messenger RNA from Spinacia oleracea (spinach), 6024 nucleotides. RefSeq names its product brefeldin A-inhibited guanine nucleotide-exchange protein 2. The coding region runs from base 304 to 5700 and encodes 1798 amino acids. NCBI's taxonomy places the organism in Eukaryota, Viridiplantae, Streptophyta, Magnoliopsida, Caryophyllales, Amaranthaceae. The transcript has 11 exons. Gene Ontology annotation, biological process: regulation of ARF protein signal transduction. Gene Ontology annotation, molecular function: guanyl-nucleotide exchange factor activity. Gene Ontology annotation, cellular component: cytosol; trans-Golgi network. The record is from RefSeq and is a predicted model, not a curated record.
AAUUUGUUCCUUUGAGUAAUCCACAAACAAAAAUCAUCAAUAAAUCAAAAAAAAUAUGGAGUAAUAAAAAACAAUAAAAAAUUUGAGGUAAGACUUUUAACUGAGACACUUCCUCACUCUCCAUAAUAAGCAAAAACACAAAAUCAAACCAAAUCUUUCAAAAUUUUCGAUCCAAAAUCCUCAAAAUUUCCCCAUUUCUCUCUCCUCCGAUCAUCAUUUCCUCCGAUCAAUUGCCGGAAAAUAGAACCCUAAUUCCCAAAUUCAGACUCCAUUUUUCUCUCAGAUCCAGACGAUUAAUCGGGAAUGGCUUCUCCGGAAGCCGAUUCCCGGCUGAAGCAAGUGCUGGUGCCUUCUCUAGAGAAGAUCAUCAAAAAUGGUUCAUGGCGGAAGAAUUCGAAGCUUGUUCAUGAGUGCAAAUCUCUCCUCGAGAAGCUCAACUCCUCCCAACUCCUCUCCCUUUCCUCUCCUGAAUCUCCAUCUGCCGCCACCACCACCACCACCACCACAGCAGGUCCGGUUGUCGACAGUGGGACCCACGAGUACUCUCUAGAAGAUUCGGAACUCAUUCUCUCUCCUUUCAUCAACGCAGCGUCGUCUUCAAACCCUAAGAUCGCCGAUGCCGGAAUCUCUUGUCUGCAGAAGCUCAUUUCGCAUGGGUAUCUCCGAGGCGAGGCCGAUUCAACUGGGUCGAAUCCCGAGUCGAAGUUGCUAUCCCGAGUUAUUGAUUCGGUGUGUAAGUGUAUUGAGGUUAACAGUAAUGAUGAGGGUAUGGAGCUUGUUGUGUUGAAAACUUUGCUUUCUGCUGUUACGUCGACUAGUCUUAGAAUUCAUGGGGAUUGCUUGUUGCAGAUUGUUAGGACUUGUUAUGAUAUUUAUUUAGGAAGUAAGAAUGUGGUAAAUCAGACAACCGCAAAAGCGUCGUUGAUUCAGAUGCUUGUGAUUGUUUUCAGACGAAUGGAGGCCGAUUCAUCAUCGGUUCCUGUUCAGCCGAUCGUAGUUGCUGAGCUCAUGGAACCUCCAGAGAAAUCAGAUUCCGAUCCUGGGGUUACUCAACAAGUUCAGGGGUUUAUCACUAGGAUAAUUCAGGACAUUGAUGGGGUGUUGCAUACAGUGAAUGUAGGUGGUGAUAAGGGUGGGAGUGGUGGAGCGGUCCAUGAUGGGGCAUUUGAGACGAAGGUGAAUGCCACUGUUGAGGGGACGAAUCCGGCUGAUUUGCUGGAUUCUACGGACAAGGAUAUGUUGGAUGCUAAGUAUUGGGAGAUUAGUAUGUAUAAGACGGCGUUGGAAGGCAGGAAAGGAGAGUUGGCAGAUGGAGAGACAGUGGAAGCAGCUGCACUUAUGGAGAGAGAUGACGAUUUGGAGGUUCAGAUUGGGAAUAAGUUGAGGAGGGAUGCUUUUUUGGUGUUUCGUGCACUGUGUAAGUUGUCAAUGAAGACGCCUCCCAAAGAGGCAAUGUCGGACCCUCAGCUUAUGAGGGGGAAAAUUGUUGCUCUAGAGUUGCUUAAGAUUUUGUUGGAGAAUGCUGGCACAGUUUUUAGGACCAGUGACAGAUUUUUGGGUGCUAUCAAGCAAUAUCUGUGUUUAUCAUUGCUUAAGAACAGCGCUUCAACUCUCAUGAUUGUUUUCCAGCUUUCAUGCUCCAUCUUCAUGAGUUUGGUUGCCAGAUUUAGAGCUGGACUUAAGGCUGAGAUUGGUGUGUUUUUCCCUAUGAUAGUUCUUAGAGUUUUGGAAAAUGUGACUCAACCGAAUUUCCAGCAGAAGAUGAUAGUGCUGCGUUUUCUAGAAAAAUUGUGUGAGGAUCCUCAGAUCUUGGUGGACGUAUUCAUUAACUAUGAUUGUGAUGUCAAUUCAUCGAAUAUAUUUGAGAGAAUGGUCAAUGGCCUUCUUAAAACAGCUCAAGGCGUCCCACCUGGGGCAACCACUACGUUGUUGGCACCACAAGAAGAAACACUGAAAUUUGAAGCAAUGAAGUGCUUGGUUGCUGUCUUAAAAUCGAUGGGGGACUGGAUGAACCAUCAAUUACGUAUCCCAGAUCCUCAUUCAGCAAAAAAGUACGAACCAGCAGAGAACAGUAUUGAAGCUGGUAGUCCUCACAUGGUGAAUGGACAUGGGGAUGAGCCUCCUGAAGGAUCUGAUAGUCUUUCUGAGUCUUCAAAUGAUGUUUCUGAUGUGCAAACCAUUGAGCAGCGCCGAGCAUACAAAUUGGAAUUUCAGGAAGGCAUAUCUCUUUUCAAUAGGAAACCGAAAAAGGGAAUUGAGUUCCUUAUUAGUGCUAAUAAGAUUGGGAAUUCACCAGAGGAAAUAGCUGCAUUCCUGAAAGAUGCUUCUGAUUUGAACAAGACGCUAAUUGGUGAUUAUCUUGGGGAAAGAGAAGAUAUGUCACUGAAAGUGAUGCAUGCAUAUGUAGAUUCCUUUGAUUUUCAAGACAAGCAGCUUGAUGAAUCCAUUAGGGUCUUCUUGCAAGGAUUCAGGUUGCCCGGUGAGGCCCAAAAGAUAGAUCGGAUUAUGGAGAAGUUUGCUGAACGUUACUGGAAGUGUAAUCCAAAGGCGUUUUCUAGUGCAGACACAGCUUAUGUUCUUGCUUAUUCAGUUAUAAUGCUCAAUACUGAUGCUCACAAUCCUAUGGUUAAGAAUAAGAUGUCUGCUGAAGAUUUCAUCAGGAACAAUCGCGGUAUUGAUGAUGGGAAAGAUCUUUCUGAGGAUUACAUGAGAUCCUUGUAUGAACGAAUAACCAAAAAUGAGAUUAAGUUGAAGGAAGAAGAUCUUGCUUCUUUGCAAAAGCAAUCUUUGAAUUCAAACAGAAUCUUAGGCUUGGACAGUAUCUUGAAUAUUGUGGUCCGGAAGCGAGAUGAAAACUACAUGGAGAGUAGUGAUGACUUAAUAAGGCAUAUGCAAGAACAAUUUAAAGAAAAAGCCCGCAAGUCCGAGUCAGCUUAUUAUGCUGCAACAGAUGUCGUUAUCCUGAGAUUCAUGAUUGAAGCUUGCUGGGCUCCUAUGCUGGCUGCUUUCAGUGUUCCCCUUGAUCGAAGUGAUGAUGAAGAAAUUAUAUCCUUGUGCCUUGAUGGUUUUCGUUAUGCUAUCCAUGUUACCUCAGUGAUGUCCCUGAAGACUCAUAGGGAUGCUUUUGUUACCUCACUUGCCAAGUUUACCUCUCUCCACUCACCGGCUGAUAUCAAACAAAAAAAUAUAUAUGCAAUCAAGGCAAUAGUUACAAUUGCAGAUGAAGAUGGAAAUUACUUACAAGAUGCUUGGGAGCAUAUCUUGACAUGUGUUUCCCGUUUUGAGCAUUUGCACCUACUCGGUGAAGGUGCUCCUCCUGAUGCAGCUUUUUUUGGUGUUCCUCAAACUGAUCAAGAGAAGUCAAAACAGGCUAAGUCUAAUAUUCUUCCGCUUUUAAAGAAAAAAGGUGCUGGCAAAAUCCAAUAUGCUGCAGCCUCUGUGAGAAGAGGUUCUUAUGACAGUGCUAGCAUUGGUGGAAACACUUCUGUUACCUCAGAACAGAUGAAUAAUUUAGUCUCUAAUUUGAACAUGCUUGAACAAGUUGGAAGCAGUGAAAUGAAUCGGAUAUUCACUCGAAGUCAAAAGCUAAACAGUGAAGGAAUAGUUGAUUUUGUUAAGGCACUAUGCAAGGUCUCAAUGGAGGAAUUAAGAUCUGCUUCUGAUCCACGAGUUUUUAGCUUGACAAAGAUUGUUGAGAUCGCGCACUACAACAUGAACCGCAUUAGGCUUGUAUGGUCAAGCAUCUGGAAUGUGCUUUCUGACUUCUUUGUAACAAUUGGAUGUUCUGAAAAUUUGUCGAUAGCAAUUUUUGCUAUGGAUUCUUUGCGUCAAUUAUCAAUGAAGUUUUUGGAAAGGGAAGAGCUGGCUAAUUAUAAUUUUCAAAAUGAGUUUAUGAAACCCUUUGUCAUUGUGAUGCGGAGGAGUAGUGCAGUUGAGAUCAGGGAGUUAAUCAUCAGAUGUGUAUCUCAGAUGGUGUUAUCUCGAGUAAACAAUGUCAAGUCUGGAUGGAAGAGCAUGUUCAUGGUCUUCACAACAGCCGCAUAUGAUGAUCACAAAAACAUCGUUUUAUUAGCGUUUGAGAUAAUGGAAAAGAUUGUUCGAGACUACUUUCCAUAUAUCACUGAGACGGAGACCAGUACUUUUACGGAUUGUGUAAAUUGCCUAGUUGCCUUUACUAAUAGCAGAUUCAACAAGGACAUUAGUCUCAGUGCCAUUGGCUUCCUGCGCUACUGUGCAGAGAAACUUGCCGAGGGGGAUCUUGGCUCUUCAGACAAAGACAAAGAUAAGGAAACUUUGGGAAAUGUCUCCCCAUCUGUAUCUCAAGCGUUAAAAGAUGGAAAGCUAGAAAAUGGAGAGUUGAGUGACAAAGUUGACCAGCUAUAUUUCUGGUUCCCACUGUUGGCUGGUUUAUCAGAACUUAGUUUUGAUCCAAGACCAGAAAUCAGAAAAAGUGCGCUGCAGAUUUUAUUUGACACUCUACGGAACCAUGGCCAACACUUUUCACUUCCUUUGUGGGAGCGAGUGUUCGAAUCGGUUUUGUUUCGUAUAUUUGAUUAUGUUCGCCAAGCCAUUGAUCCAUCCACAGAAAACUCAUUUGGGGAGGGGGGUGAUGGAGAAAUAGCUGAAUUUGAUCAAGAUUCAUGGCUGUAUGAGACUUGUACACUAUCUCUUGAGCUAAUAGUGGACCUUUUUGUUAAGUUCUACUCUACUGUUCAUCCCCUUUUGAAGAAAGUUUUGAUGCUCUUGGUGAGCUUCAUUAAGCGUCCUCAUCAGAGCCUUGCUGGAAUUGGUAUUGCUGCAUUUGUUCGAUUGAUUAGCAAUUCUGGAGAUCUCUUCUCGGAAGACAAAUGGCUUGAAGUGGUCUCUUCGUUGAAAGAGGCGGCUAUAUCCACCCUUCCUGAUUUCUCCUUUGUCUUCAAUGGGGAUAGUCCAGUUCGGAAUACCGAAGAAUUUAGUGGUGGGCAUGAUCUUGCUGAAUCUACUGGGACUGGUACAGUUGAUUAUGAUUCAGAGAGCUUACGAACACAGCGAUUUUAUGCUGCUAUAUCUGAUGUCAAGUGCCGUUGUGCUGUUCAGCUCUUGCUGAUCCAGGCUGCCAUGGAGAUCUACAUGUUGUAUAGGACUCAGAUUUCAGCAAAAAAUGUUAGCGUUCUUUUUGAUGCUUUGCGCGGAGUGGCAUCACAUGCACAUAAGAUAAACUGUGAUGCGAAUCUAUGUUCAAAGCUACAGGAGAUUGGAUCCAUUACCCAAAUGCAAGACCCUCCACUUCUACGGCUUGAAAACGAGUCCUAUCAAAUGUGUCUCACACUCUUACAAAACCUUAUGCUUGAUAGACCUGCAGACUUCAACGAGGAGGAAAUUGAAUCCUACCUCGUCAAUAUCUGCCGAGAGGUUCUUCAAUUCUAUAUCGAGGCUUCAUCUGGACAAGCGAUUGAACCAUCCACUGGUGGUGGAGCCCAUUGGAAGAUACCCUUGGGUUCCAGGAGGCGUAGAGAGUUGGCUGGACGUGCACCUCUAAUUGUGACCACUCUGCAGGCUAUAUGUAGUUUGGCAGAGACUUCAUUUGAGAGGAACCUAGCACGGUUUUUCCCUCUGCUUUCCACGUUGGUUAGCUGUGAACAUGGAUCUAAGGAUGUACAGGUAGCUUUGAGUGAAAUGCUUACCGUGUCAGUAGGCCCUCUGCUGCUGCGAUCUUGUUGAUCAUUCCUGGGUUCUUUCCGGCAGAGUUAGAUGUAUGAUAAUCUUACCCAGGUUUCACAGUUAAGAUUUUGUUGUCAUCUUUGGUUCAAAUAUUACUAAUUGUUAAGUCAAUAUUGUUAGUUCAUUUAGUUACUAUAUAAUACAAUACUCCAUUCCUCCUGUGAUAUGUUACUAAGGGAUGGGAAUGGCAUCAGGUUUUAUAGAUUAAGAUUACAUCGGGAGCUUUGUUGUAUGAUUUUUUAGUCAAUUCUUUCCUGUUCUUUCUUUUGCAGACAUUUGAUGUAAAAAUAUUUCUUCAAUGAGCAAUCGGAGAUUUUGGUAACA